Molecule: messenger RNA, 1518 nt
Organism: Pestalotiopsis fici W106-1
Lineage: Eukaryota; Fungi; Ascomycota; Sordariomycetes; Amphisphaeriales; Sporocadaceae
Exons: 6
Coding region: 1-1518 (505 amino acids)
Molecular function (GO): monooxygenase activity; heme binding; iron ion binding
Source: RefSeq, a predicted model, not a curated record
AUGAGUAUCAUACUUCUGCAGUGUCUCGCACUUGGUGGUAUCGUUGUCUAUGCGACUCUAAUCCUUGUCCGACCAUUUGUAUCACCGCUCCGCUCAAUCCCAGGGCCCUUCGUGACCCGCUUCACCGAUCUGUGGUAUCUGGCCAAGAUACGUCGUGGUGACUUUGAGUUGACCAACAAAAGAUUGCAUGACCAAUAUGGUCCCAUCGUCCGCUACGGUCCCAAUCGAUUCAGUUUCGCCACUCUCGACGCAGGAAAAAUCAUCUAUGGACAUGCGUCACCCUUCCCCAAGUCUUCAUGGUAUAGCGCCUGGAAGUCUCCAGGGGCAUGGACAUUGUUCGCCGACCAGAACGAAAAGAGACAUGCGGCAAACCGCAGGCUACUUCAGCACACAUACAGCUUGUCCUCACUUGUGACCUAUGAGCCAUAUGUGGACGAGUGUGCAGAUCUCGUCAGCCAGAGGCUGGUCGAAAUGGCGCAUGGUGGUAUUAACUUUGACCUGCGCCACUGGUUGCAGUGCUACGCUUUCGACGUUAUUGGAUCAAUCACCUAUUCUAAGCGUCUGGGAUUUCUCGACAGAGGCCUAGAUGUCGAAGGUGUCAUGAAGGCCAUCAGCAACAUGGCGGCAUAUGCUUCCCUUGCAGGCAUAUACUCGUUCGUUCACCCGUAUAUAUUUCCCAUGAUGAACUACAUGGCUGGAUCCAAAGGAAUGGGCAGAACGUAUGUGCAGAGCUUUACCAAAGGCUGUAUCGAGGAACACCAAAGCAAUCCAAAAGCCUUUGAUUCAGAUGCAGCAGAUGAUGGAUCGGGCAAAGCGACCGACUUUCUCACCAAGUUCUACGCCCAGCACACACGCAUUCCAGACACCUUUACAACGACACACAUCAUGGUUGCUUGCGUUCAGAAUAUGGCCGCUGGCUCAGAUACAGUUGGCAACUCUCUAUCUGCCAUCAUUUACUACUUGCUCAAGAGCCCACCAUGUUUGCAACGACUCCGAGAGGAGCUUGAUCGAUAUCAAAUUGUCGAGAAGAAAGUGAAGUUUAAAGACACCCAAAGCAUGGUCUACCUCCAAGCCGUCAUCAAAGAAGCAUUGCGCCUGCACCCUGCAGCAGCUUUGCCCCUGGAAAGAGUUGUUCCCGAAGGCGGCGCGACAAUCAGCGGUAGAUUCUUUCCAGAAGGAACGAUUGUCGCAAUCAACCCUUGGGUUGAGCAUCGCAACACUGCACUUUUUGGCAAUGACGCCGACGAGUUUCGUCCAGAGAGGUGGCUCACUGACGACGUUGACAAGUUGGCCAUUAUGAAUAGACAUUCGAUGCCUUUUGGAUCUGGAUCUCGAACUUGCAUUGGGCGUCAUAUUGCAAUGCUAGAGAUAUGCAAAUUGGUUCCGCGACUGAUGCGCGAUUUUGAUUUUGAACUGGUUGGGAAAUUGGCACGACCUCAGUCGUCCUGGGUGACAACCAAUCACCUCUUGCUCAAACCAAAAGACUUCUUGGUCAAUGUGAAGCUGAGGCAAACAUGA